This is a messenger RNA of Asterias rubens (European starfish), 7374 nucleotides long. Its product is annotated as protein transport protein Sec24A-like. Lineage: Eukaryota; Metazoa; Echinodermata; Asteroidea; Forcipulatida; Asteriidae. The transcript is spliced from 22 exons. Gene Ontology annotation, cellular component: COPII vesicle coat; endoplasmic reticulum exit site. Gene Ontology annotation, molecular function: SNARE binding; zinc ion binding. The coding region runs from base 300 to 4079 and encodes 1259 amino acids. Gene Ontology annotation, biological process: endoplasmic reticulum to Golgi vesicle-mediated transport; intracellular protein transport; COPII-coated vesicle cargo loading. The record is from RefSeq and is a predicted model, not a curated record.
GUGAUCAUUUUACGCAUGCACCUUUGGCUAGUCUACGAAAUGGGUUUUCCUGAAUCUUCAACAAUGGCGACUGUCAUUGACUCUCGGUCGUGACAAUGCUUUUAAUUUACGUAAUGUUUCGCCUGGCAGCAAAUCUUAUUCUGUAAAUUUAAGUUCACACAUUCUACAGGUAUUCCCAAGUCUGACUGUUAUCUUCAACUCGUCGCUGUGAACUGUGCGUUGUAGCCGCGUUGAACGAGUGUUAAUUUCUGAUUUAUGACGCAAUUUUCGUGAGCGGUGACUCAGUGACACAAUUCAAGAUGGCGGACUCUCGCCAAAAUGCCUAUGCAAACGCCCAGCAGCCGAUGAAAAUCCCGGGUUCUGGUCCGCCUCCCCAAGGAAUCUCUAGUGGAAUGGGACCACCAUCUGCAAGGCCAUCAAUGGGACCCCCAGGUCCAGGAGGACCUACCCCAUCAGGGAACUACAACAAUCCAUCUGGAAUGAACGUACCAAGGGGCUACAACCAAGGUCCGCCACACACUGCUAAUGGUGCUCACCCUACCAACAACCCUCCCACUGGCACUACAGGCUACCGACCCUCGCCCAUAGACCAUCGAAGUGGUUUGGUUAACGCUAACUCGGGCAGAGCUCAAACUCAUUCAAUGGGUGGUUACCAACCCACUGGUACUGCGAACUCAACCCAGGGUGGUCGAGGGGCACCGAUGAUUGGUUACCCUGUUGCGAACAGCAGGGGACCGCCGGGUAACCCACCCUCGAUGCCGAAUCAGUACUCUGGCCCCUCGCAGCCAGUGAACUCAUAUCCUGGACCACACCAAGCUGUGCCAUCAAGUUCCGCUGGAUCUGGACCCCCAUCUAGAGUGGCAGCACCGCCCUCGAGUAUGCCCCUCCCUGGUGGGUCGCUGCCUGGCGGCCCUGGAAACUAUGGUCGGUCAGGGUCGUAUGGAGGUCCUGGCACACCUCCCGUCUCCAUGGACUCACCUUCAACUCCCGAUGGGUCUGGGAUAGACCGAAGCUUCAACUCAUCAGGUCCUCCUUCCGCCCGGUCUUCAGCUGCACCCUCACCUGUUCCUUCCAUGAGAUACGAUGCUCUAGAAGGAGGCACGCCCUACACCUCAAAUUUCUACCAAGGUCCUCCUACACCAGGGACUCAACCAGCAGGUUCUCAGCUGCCAAUAUCCCCACUAGCUGCACCCUCCCGAGGCCCCCCACUAAGUGGGCCGCAGCUUGGUGCCCCGCAAACGGGUGCUCCUCAAAUGGGUGCUCCCCAAAUGGGUGCUCCCCAAAUGAGUGGACCCCAAAUGGGUGGACCCCAAAUGGGUGGACCCCAAAUGGGUGCUCCUCCAAUGGGUGGACCCCAAAUGGGUGGACCCCAAAUGGGCGGACCUCAAAUGGGGGGACCUCCGACAGGCCCUCCUCAAAUGGGUGGACCUCCAACAAGUGGUCCCCCACUAGGUGGUCCUCAAAUGGGUGGAGGGCAUAUGGGUGGCCCACCUUCUGGCGGCCCUCCAGUGCAAGGGGGACCCCCGUUUGGUGCACCUUCAAUGGGCGGGCCACCCACCUCGGCCUCAUCUUCUGGAGUAUCAGGCAGGAGGCAGUACCCGCAACCCGCUUCAUAUCAGCAACCGCCCCCGGUCAGUCAAGGCAGCGUUCCCCCAGGAGGGCAGAACGCACCAGGGAUGAUGGGCAAUGCCAUGCAGAGGUCGGGGGUGGCUCCGCAGCCGAACGGCGGACAAGCCGGCCCAAAAAUGAACAACAUCAUGCAGCAACCAGGGGGUCAGCCCACCAUGAACAACAUAAACGCCUCUAUGGGUAACUUAAAGGUCCAGCAGGGGGACACGAGACCCAUGAAUCUCCUACAGCAGAGGCACAUCGUGGAGACCACGCCCGUAGAGCCACCCAAGAGUAGACUCAGCCCGGACUAUCAGAAGCUCCAGGUGGACCCAGACAUCUUCCGGAGUACGUUGAACGCUAUCCCACAGACGAACGGUCUUCUACAAAAGUCACGCAUGCCUCUAGGGCUUCUUAUUCACCCAUUCAGGGAUCUCUCGCAUCUGCCAGUAAUUCAAUCCAGCGUUAUUGUGCGAUGUCGAUCUUGUCGUACCUACAUCAACCCAUUUGUAACAAUCAUCGAGCAGCGACGCUGGAAGUGCAACCUCUGCUAUAGGAUAAACGAUUUACCUGAAGAGUUCACCUUUGACCCUGUUACCAAGAGUUAUGGUUCACCGGAGAGAAGACCAGAGAUUAAGUCAGCCACAAUUGAGUUCAUCGCUCCUUCAGAAUACAUGUUGAGGCCACCUCAGCCGGCUGUCUACCUCUUCGUUCUCGAUGUCUCAUUCAGCGCCGUGGAGUCAGGGUACCUGACCAUAGCCUGCCAGAAUCUCAUGGACUGCCUGGAUAAGAUGCCGGGAGACGCCAGGACGCUGAUCGGCUUCAUCACCUUCGACAGUACCUUGCAUUUCUACAGUCUACAGGAGGGAAUGACUAGGCCGCAGAUGAUGGUGGUUUCUGAUAUCGACGAUGUAUUCCUCCCCUGUCCUAACGACUUGCUCGUAAAUGUACAAGAGAACAGAGAGUUGAUAGAUGAGCUUCUAAAUCAACUGCCGAGUAUGUUUACGGGGAACAAGAAUACGCAGACAGCUCUGGGGCCAGCUUUACAAGCAGCUCUCAAACUCAUGAGCCCAACAGGGGGUCGUGUGACCGUGUUCCAGUCAGGCUUACCUUCUCUUGGUGCGGGGGCUCUGAAGUCCAGGGAAGAUCCGAACCAAAGAGCUUCAACCAAAAAUGUGCCAAAUCUCGGUCCAGCGGUUGACUUUUACAAGAAGUUAUCCUUGGAUUUUUCAGCUCAGCAGAUUGCAUGUGAUAUCUUCCUGUUCAGUGGGCAGUACACAGACGUAGCAACGCUAGCUGGUGUCGCAAAAUACUCCGGCGGCAGCGUGCACUAUUACCCAGGGUUCAACAGCACUCAGAACCUCGUAGAGGUGGAGAGGUUCGGCCAGGACUUCCGGCGAUACCUGACGAGAAAGAUUGGGUUUGAGGCAGUGAUGAGGAUCAGAUGCACAAAAGGUUUGAGCAUCCACACAUUCCAUGGGAACUUCUUCGUCCGGUCGACGGAUCUCCUCUCCCUUCCCAACAUCAACCCAGACGCCGGCUUCGCUAUGCAGGUCUCCAUCGAGGAAAGCCUUCAUGACUCCCCAGUGGCAUCUUUCCAAGCAGCGUUGCUCUACACAAGCAGUAAAGGAGAGAGACGGAUUCGUGUUCACACCAUGUGCCUGCCAGUGUCCAAUCAGAUGACGGAGAUCAUCGCAGGGGCGGAUCAGCAAGGCAUUAUGGGAUUACUCACCAGAAUGGCGGUCGACAAAUCUCAGACGUCGAACAUGUCAGACGCUCGGGAUGCGUUGGUCAACGUCUGCGUAGAUUCGCUGUCGAUGUACAAGGCGACGCUACCAAGCAGUCACACCGUUGGGACGUUGAUGUGCCCUCAGUCGCUACGCAUGCUGCCAUCUUACACACUGGCUGCAUUAAAAAACGUGGCCUUCCGUCUGGGCUCGAGCACCAGACUGGACGAGAGGGUGUAUGCGAUGGAGAUGAUCAAAUGUCAACCUCUGCAAUACAUCAUGCUUCGUCUUCAUCCCAACAUGUACCCGGUGCAUAACAUGUCAGAUGAGGGUGCAAUCCUCAUCAACGAUCAGUCAGUCCCCCAGCCUCCGAUCCUGGGUCUAACUUCUGAGUACAUCGAGCGUAACGGAGCCUACCUACUGGACUGUGGAGACGCCAUGAUCCUGUUUGUCAACCGGGCGAUCUCCAUUUCAUUCUGUAUGGAAAUCCUUGACGUGCCUAACUUCCAGUCCAUCCCCGAGGAAAUGGUGGACUUACCGGAGCUUGCCAACCAAGCCUCAGAACGACUGAGGACGUUCAUCCUGUGGUUAUUAGAUAAGCGGUCGUGCUCUGCACCCCUCCAAAUUAUUAGGGAAGACAGUAAGAAGCGUACUUUAUUCCUACGACACUUGACCCAGGAUCGCACGGAAUCCUCCAUGUCAUACUAUGAGUUCUUGCAACACCUACAAAAGGAGAUCAAGUAACGAGUCUUCAUCUCAUGUAAGCACAGCACGAACAGAUUGCCAGCUUACCAAGUAACCAUAGCAUGUAAUGAGUCUUCAUUCCAUGGGUCUGUUAAGCAGAGAGAUUCUAUGCUCAGCACGGACAGAUUAUCAGCUUACCAAGUAACCAUAGCAUGCAAUGAGUCUUCACCCCAUGGAUCUGCUAAGCACAGAGAUUCUACGCUUAGCCUGGACAGAUUACCAGCUUACCAAAUAACCAUAGCAUGUAUACUGUCAUUAAUACCUUAAUUCCAUCUCCCGAAGUUUCAAGCAGGUUAUUUUGCAGAGCAAUUUGAUGAAUUUUGCCCAGGUUUAAGGUUUAUUGAAGUGUGUCACCAACCCCCCUUUCCCCAAACUCUUAGAAAAGAGAUCUGACAGUUUCCCUGUCCAUGGGUUAAGUGAAAGGGUGUUCGAACUGAGGCAAUGUUGUCUUUUGAAAGGUUGCAUGACUGGACAGAGAUUUUCUGUGCACAGUUUGCAUUCACCACAUGACGCAUUGCUGGUUGACAUGGUGCAUUCAUCUUACAAAACCACACGAUUGAUAGUGGAGGGUCGACCUCAGUCUCUGCGUGCUGGAAGUAAAAUACUGAUUUCACUAUUAUAGGCUUGGGUUUUGCAAUUUUCCAAACUCCCCCCUGUCAAUUGUGACGCUACCUGACAUCAAAAGUAAUGUACAAUUCAUGAGGUACAAAACAACCACACCUUGACUUGGGUUGCAUACUUAAAGUUUUUAUCUUAAAAAUAGAAGGUGGCAAUCUACCAUUAUAUAAACUUCAGUCUUUUACUGUCUAUUUCUAAACCUCAUUUUUACUUUAACCCCUGACUAUCAAAACUUAACCCUUCCCAAUUAAGAACUUACCCUACCUCAACCUAUUUGAAACCCUAUCCAAGUUAUAUGCAAAAUCCUUUACCCCUACCUCAUCAUUCAAACCAAAACCGUACCCCACUGAUGAACCAAAAUGUAUUGAAAAUGAUCUUAUCCCUUCUCAUCCCAACCAUUGCCUAUAUUAAUCCCAAUUGUACCCAUCAUAUCCCAAACAUUGCCCUUCUCAUCCCAAACAUUGCCUAUAUGAGCCCAAAUGUACCCAUUUUAUCCCAAACAUUGCCCUUCUCAUCCCAAACAUUGCCUAUAUAAUCCAAAAUGCACCCAUCUUAUCCCAAACAUUACCCAAACCUUAUCUAUCUCACCCACACACUACCCCACUUCUACCCAAAUGUUAACCCAAACCAACCCAAACCACCAACCAGUUGGUGGCAUGGAGACAAUUGCAUCAAUUGCCUCUGUGAAAUAUCAGGUCUGACACUUGAACAUUUCGAGGGGCACCAAGGCAAUGUUGAACAGGGGGCAUGGAGGGAUCAGGGCAUGUUCCGAAAUCUCGUCGGCCAAAAGUCACUCGGUGUGGCCUUGGCAAAAAGUAUGGGCAACCUUAAUUUCCAUAAAGUACAACUUAUCAUUUACCACACUGAUGCUAUCAACAGCACUGGUAAGUGGUAAAUCAGUUGGGCUGCCUAAUACACGCAUUACAGAUUUCCUUCCCACCAUGGGGUUUUAAGGCCCCUAUGUUAUAUUUAUAAAGGCAGACUUGUGCUGCUUGAGGCUGCCCUUACCUAAUGAUGGCCAGUAUUUGUAAACAAAGGAAAGGUCUGAAAAGUUUCUUCAACGACAAUAGGAUACUCGUAGAUGCUAAAAUGGUCUUUACAAGAAAGCUCCAUUCAAGAGUUUCUGAUUUUGGCUAAAAACUCGGAAAGUAGAAUCCUUUUCACUUUACAGUGGGUGUGUUUACGUUGGGUCAUGAAACUUAAUGGCCGAGCAGUUAUUCUGAUUUGUGCAUGAUCCAAUUAAGUCCACUGCUUGCAAAAGGAAAUACAUGGAGAUAACAGGUGUUAGUUGCCAUAAGAAAAGGAUGUGUUAUUGUAGCCUCUUUCUUUUGGUAAUUGAUUAAUCAAUGCAUGGUUGCUUUUGGAAAGUUGUGCCAGUUAAUGAAGUUAUUUAUGUAAAUAGUCAAAAUUGUCAUUAUAUAAGCUCUUUAAAUCACACAUCAUUUUUUUUUCUUCUCGAAUGUGACAUCAAAGCAGUUAUUGUUUUCCACACCAGGGCCUAUUUCAUAGAGCUGCUUAAGCAGAAAAUAUAGCUUGAUAUUUUUUUCUGGCAGGCAAAACUAAGCAAGAUCCCAGUUACAUUUUGACGUAUGGUAUUUUAGCUGGUAACCUUAUUCUGGUAAGCGUAGCUUUGUUGUGCUUAGCAACUUUUUAUGCUUAAGCAGCUAUGUGAAAUUAAGCCAUGGACUCCAGUCAAUUCUGUAGUAAUGUUUUUGUAAAGAGAAUUGCCUACUUUUAAGAAGUCACAGUUCUUUUAUCAAUAUAUCGUAAUUGAUUCCCGCUCAUUUUUUGCAAAUAACAUGUAGCGAAACGUCACAGUCUCGCUCUUAAGUCAAAACAGUCGUUCAGUAUUUGACCGAAUGUGCCGGCAAAAUGUUCUCUCGCGUCAUAAAGGCUUAAAAAAGAUGAAUCCACUCGAAAAACUUUUCACAGCAAUCCUAGUUGUGCCCUUUUCUGCGGAAAUUGUUCUGAUUUAUAGCAUGGCUAAAAAAGAAUGCCUUGCAAUUCUAAGUUAACAAUGUUGUAUAAUGACAGUGAAUGACUGUUAAUGACAGUGGAUAACUGUGAAUGGCAGUCAAUAACGGUAGAUGAUUGUGAGUGACAGUCAAUGAUUGUUAAUGACAGUCCAUGAUUGUUAAUGACAGUCAAUGAUUGUUAAUGACAGUCAAUGACAGUUUCAACGGAAGAGGCACACAAUUUAACACGAAUGCAUGAAAACUGGCUACUCUUUGCCUAAAACGAGCAGGGAAGCUGACAGCAGAUUUGUUUGUUUUCAACUCAUUGCAUAUUUUUUGUUCUCGUUCUGAUGAUAUACAUGUGCAAUUCUCGUGAGAUUUUCUUCUUUUUUGCACAGGUUGCCCGAUUCAUGUAAAUCAGGGCUAUCGAUGAACUAAUUUAAACUUGUAAUAAAUAAGUACUUUUAAUUAAAAUUAUUGUAUUUGGAUACUGCAGACGUUAUAGAAUAGAAAGCUCAAAGGACUAUCUCGAGUCUAAUUAAAUUAUAAACGUUUUUAUUAAUAGCUUGGGUGGUACGUUUUGAAAACACCAAAUACCGAAUGUAUGUAAUUUCUGCAAUUAUGGGCCUGUGUGACCCCUUAUCCUCACAGAAAUAUAUUUACAUCUAGUAACCUGUGAAAAGUUACUGAACAAAUAAAGAGCUCUUGCGUUUGUGAAAAUA